UUCAAGUUUGUGAUUUGUUUUUUGUAUUUUUUAUUAUAAAGUUUGUAUUUGCAUUUUGCAAUACAUAUUUUGAAAUAAAUAUUAUUAGGAUUAAAUAUGAAUACUCAAUAAAUAGUGCAUAUUGUUAAAAAUUAAGAUAUUAUUCUUAUCAUAAUGGAGUCAACGGGUGUGAUAUUAUGUGAUAGUCUAAUCAAGUGGCUUCAGACGCUUGAUCUUAAAGCUAAACAUGAAAGUCCCGCUGAGCUAUCUGAUGGUGUAGCUAUUGCCGAGGUUCUCACACAAAUAGCUCCUGAAUUUUUUACACCUGCAUGGAACUCAAAGAUAAAAACUGAAGUCAAACAAAAUUGGAGGUUGAAAGUUAGUAAUUUGAAGAAGAUUUUAGAAGGUGUAGUUGUUUAUCAUCAAGAUGUUUUAAAUCUCAGUUUGCAAGAGUUUUCACGGCCGGAUGUAGUAAAUAUAGCUGAAAAUGCAGAUGCAGGAGACUUGGGUAGAUUAUUGCAGUUGGUUCUUAGCUGUGCAGUCAACUGCAGCAAAAAGGAGGAGUACAUCACGCGAAUCAUGAACCUGGAGCUGUCAUGUCAGCGAUCCAUCAUGCAAGCGAUACAGGAGUUGGAGGAUAUAACUCUGGGAGCGAAUCGAGGCGUCGUGCACACGGAUGUGACGUCACAGGACCUCGCUGAUGUUGAUAUGAAAGAAGUGUUGGCGCAAAGAUGCCACGAAUUGGACGCUCAAGUUAAAAUUCUUCAAGAGGAAAAAAUGACGUUACUGAGCGAAGUUAACAGGCUAACAGCUUCUCGGGAUACUGAUGAUGACGUCAUUGAAGAGCGGGACCUCGGCGUAGGUGGGACGUCGCUGGGCCCAGCGCACGAGGGCACUCUACGUUAUAGCAACAUGAGAGCACAGCUGAAUGCUCUCAAAGAUGAGCUGGAUAAGGUGGAACAGCAACGCGAUGACCAGAGAGUGAGGGCAGACGCGGUUGAGAGAGAACUCGCGAUUGUCAAGUUAAGGAACGAAGAGUUGCAGAUGGCUGGUUUAGAGAACGUAGCUUUAAAGGAUGAGCUGGACGCGCUUCGAGAGACUGCAGCGAAGGCAGCGGCGCUGGAGGCCUCUGUAGCUUCCUACAAGAAGAGAAUGGAGGAGCACGUAGACUUGAGGAGACAGGUGAAAUUGCUGGAGAGAGCGAACACAGAGCACGUGCAGCGUACGAUAGAGUACGAACAAGCUGCCGCGCGCGCCAACACUUUGAAGUCACAAUUAGAUAUUUAUAAGAAACAGGUGAUCGAUUUAAAUGAGAAAUUGGAUGCAGAAGUGACCAAGGCUGACAAACUUGAGAUUGAUAACAAGAAUCUCAGCAGCAAGGUUGCCUCGCUGCAGAGGGAGAGAGACACUCUCCUGCAAGAGAGGGAGACAUUGAAGGAGACGGUUGAUGAGCUGAAGUGUUCUAGAAGUACUCAAGGUGGUACAGAGGAUAAUGUCUCAAAAGAAUUGAUACCGAACGAUAUGAAGGAGCGCCUAAUAAGACUAGAACACGAAAAUAAGCUGCUGAGAGAGAAUCAGGGUGCAUCUUCUGAUCAGGCUGAUGUGCAGGGUCUUCUAGUGGACUACGUAGCUCGCCUGGAGAAGCUGAGAGCAGCCAACCGCGAAGCCAACCAGAAGAUAAUGGAACUGGAGUCGAACAGAGAUGCGCCUCAUCCCAGAUUGGCGUCUGCAAUGGAAGACAAUCAACGGAAAUCAUUACAAUUGGAAGAGUUGCAGGCGGCGUUGGGUGAGGAGCGACGCCGCUGCGGCAAGCUGCAGGAGAUGUUGAACAACAAGGAGGCGGAGCUGCUGGCGACGGAGGACAAGUACAAGAAGUGUGUGGAGAAGGCCAAGGAGAUCAUCAAGAACCUCGACCCCAAGAGCAUAGGUCAGCAGUCAUUAUUGGACGUGACUCUGGGACAUUCCCGAAACGCGACAACUACCGCUCCCGCCUCCGCUUCGGCCACCGCCUCUGCAUCCGCUACGAGAUCCGAUCCUGUCACCAGCAACAGCAACCGGCACGAGUGGAGCGGGAGUGGGAGCGGGGCGGAUGACGGCGGACGGAUCCUGGCGAACGAGCAGCGCCUGCUGGCGACGGCCUGGUACCAGCUGGGCGCGCGCCUGCACCGCGACGCCACCGACAGCAGGUUCGCGCAGCUCGCGGGACACUCGUUCCUCGCGCGGCAGCGGCGGCAACCCGCGCGCACGCGACCCGCGCCGGCGCCCACUGCGCCCGCUCGCUGACGAGCCCCACCCCGACAUUACACCGACAUUGCGAUGACACCAUUAUCAUAACCUUUGCACAGGAUGCCGGUUAGAUUAUGGGUCCCACAACGGCGCCUAUUCCCGCCGUGAAGCAGUAAUGUGUAAACAUUAUUGUGUUUCGGUCUGAAGGGUAGUGCUAGUUCAAUUACUGGGCAAAUGACACUUAACAUCUUAUAUCUCAAGGUGACGAGCGAAGUUGUAGUGCCGCUCGGAAUUUUUGGGGUUUUUCAAGAAUCCUGAGCGACACUGCAGUGGGGGCAGGGCGUAUAAAUUGCCAUCACCUGAACGUCCUGCUCGGCUCGUCCCUUAUUUUCACUAUAAAAAUAUUUUAUCUUAACACAUUUAUUGAUAAAUCACAAACUUUUGGGGUUUCUACGGCCAAGCCCUCUGCAGUUAAAAUAUAAUUAGUGUUACAAAACGUCCAUACAUUCGUCUAUGUGCGUGGUGAAUUUUGGAAUCUUGUUGCCCCAUAGUGGCUACACAACGGAUGUCUUGUCAUCUGAGCCAGAAAAGACCAUCGCGAAUCCAAGUUAUACAAACGUUUCCCGUUUGAAUUGUAACAUAUCUAAACUACACUCUACUCACUUUCAGUGGGAAUUAGUAAAUAUUCAUACAAUAGUAACGCCGACAGGGACAAACACCACACAGAUGACUUACGGCCGUUUUCAAUAACCUAUCUAUCCUUAGUUAAAGUUACUAAAGAUAGACAAAUCUAUCCUUUUACGCUUACUUACAUUUCAAUAGCCUAUCAACAGACAGCAUUGGACUAUAACUAUGGAUAAAUAAGAUCUUAUCAUUGAACGGUGAUAGCAAUGUAUCCGUAACUGAGAUAAGUUAUUGAAAACGGCCAUAAAUAUAUGCAGUUUGUGUUGCAUACCUGUACUGAUAGCCAACACCGAUAUUACACCGAAACAAAUUCUGGCAACACUCUCAGGUUAUUCGCAAGAGGCCAAAUCUUCCUCUUUAAAGUUUUCGAAAAUAAUACUGAUAUCCAUUAAACAGGAAUCCCAAAUUCGCUUCGAAGCUUGUUUCUCAGGAAAUAAAUUCUACAUUUUUGUACAUUUACACUUACUGUUGAUUUUCAGUGAUAAUUCCAAUUCAGCGCGAGAUGUCAUUGAAAUAAUAGUUACUACACAUUUGAUUGUAUAGUAUAAGUAGUGACUUGAAUCGUCCUAUAGAAUAAGUAAUUUAAUUUAGAAUUUAAGAUAAUUUUUAAUUCCUUUAAAUUGUUAGGCAUGGAACUCGCAGAGGUUAAAAUAUGGGAUGUAUGAAACAACUCAACUUAAGGCUAAGUUCGUAUAACCGCUGGGUGGAGUGAAUGCUCCAUGACGGCAUAUUUUUUUCUUUUAUGAUAAAAACCUAAGUUUUUAUGAUUUUGAAUAAAACCUAGCCUUAUAGUAAGAAGCAAUUUAAUUUUAACUUAAUUUACUAAGUAGAAUAAAACUAAGAAAGUCUUAUUGCCACAACUCUUAUUCUCUCUAUUAAGGGAAAGACCCUAUGUUCUUGUAUUCUUUACUUUAGUGGGAGGCUUCUUUGCACUGGAUGCCGACUAGAUCAUCGGUACCACAACGGCGCCUAUUUCUGCCGUGACGCAGUAAUGUGUAAGCAUUACUGUGUUUCGGUCUGAAGGGCACGGUGAUGUAGAUGAUGAUACUAUCUUUGUACCGCGCGGUCAUAUGAACAUGGUCUUAGUUUCAGGGUGACAUUAAGUUAGGCCUCAGGUAUUUUCUGUCGUCUAGUUGAGAUUUGACUUUUCUGUCCCAAUAAACUUAUCGACGGUAACUCACCUUAUCCGUACACGCUGUCUGUCAAUGGAAAGAUGUAUAGCUUUAUGGAAAUUGCAAUUCACUCGUCCCAAUAUAUGGCGAUAAGAAUGACUUAUCGGGUAUAUUGGGACAUUAGUAAUUUAUCUCUAUCUGUAGAUAGUAUAUUGGGAACGGCCGUUAGUGACAUCGCCCAUAUCGUGAUAUAUACGCGACUCUUCAUCUGUACAUUGGUGUCAUUGACCGCUCAAGAUUGUUUCAAAGUUUUUUUUUUAUUAUUAGACAGAUUUAUUUACCUCAUCUCUUACAAUUUUCUUCUUAGGCCUAUCCCAGACGAUAGACUAUCCGUGCCGCACUUUUUAGUCUGUGAUAAUAAAACCGAUACAAUUAUAUUAUGCAGUAACGCAUACGACGCGCAUAAAGUCUGACACACAAAAUAUCCUCGUAGUUCCGCCAGACCGAGCCAAACCGCGCUGUAAAAAAGUGCGUAUUAUCUGCCAAAGACAUUUUGCGCGCAAUACAAACUUUUUGUGUGCCGCAGACUUGAUAGCACAAAAAGUGUGUCAUCUGCGAUAUGCCUUAAUCUUUUUUCAUAUAAAAAAACCUCAGAUGUCUUAAUCGGUUCUGUCGAAUGUGUUUGAUAUACGUACCUUUGUCCGUGAUAAAAUAAAAUGGCCUUUUUUAAUAAUAUAUAAUAAAUAAACUUUUAAUAAUAAUAUUUACGUUUGGACUGUUAAGGCGAUGCUCCACGAUAUAUGAACGAAUUAUUAUUUAGGCACUAAUAAUAAUAUAACUCGGCAUUAUUAUUGCUGAAAGUCUUUGUUGAUCAAAGUAUUUGUGGGCCUUGCAAUAAUAAUAUGGCAAUGUAUAGAAUAAUAUUUUGUAGGUAUGUUUGUAAAUAAAGACAUGGUUAUAAAUGUGUUCAUUGUCACCUAUGUCACAUGUGUACACAUUUUAAUGGUAAGCCCUGUGUAAUCUUAUUAAUAAAAUUAUUUUUGUUUGAAUUUAUUUUAUAAUUAUUAGUUUUAUAACAAUUUGGUUUUUUAAUUCGAUACUAUAACUGUAUUUUAUAAAAAAUGAUAAUUUAUAUAUUUAACAUUAAAUAAUAACUGUAUCUGCUUUUUAAAUUUAUUUUAGCUCUUGAAUUGUUUUGUCCCAUUCUGUUGAGUUGAAAUGACGUGUAACGGAAUGGGACAAAACAGUUCCUUAGCUAUAUGUAGUAAGGCCAACGAGAUGACAUAAAUAAUGUAAACAAAGUUGCAGGGCUUCGAAAGAUUUUUAUUUGAUAAAAUUAAAUACAAAUUUUGGAAUCCCUAUUCUAAUCGCUGUCGUCUGUAUUAGACAAAGAUGAUUCGUCGGAAGAGUUCACUGACCUGUAUAAAUACCACUGGACACGCUGUUCUUUAUAGAAAAAAAUUGAUGUCAAACUUAUUUUUUUGUGUCAUUUGAAGCGCCACUCGCGAGCGUCCAGAGAACUAAUUUUGACGUAUAAUACAAAUGGCUGCGAGAGAAACGUUGAAUACUCUGGAAGUAUUUUUGCACUUUGAAUUAAUUUCGGUCGUUUUCCGUAUUAUUUAUACUUCAGGAAUCAACGUAAUAAAGUACACAUUUUUUUGUAAAUAAUUUUCUUAUUGAAGUUUGUUAGCUGCUGUUCUCAGACUCUCGCUGCAUGGCCAACAGCGCCAAAAUGGCGAAUAUCAAACAGGCACAAAAGCACUUUGACAGCUGCUAGUCCAGUGGUAUAUAGUAGAGGUCAGUGGAAGAGUCCGAAUCAGCCGUAUUUAUGACUCAUGUAUUUAUAACUCAGUAUAGUGUAACUCAGUAACGGUCCGUUUGUUUACAUUCUUUAUCUCGACUCGUUGGCCUUAGUACUAUUAACAAGCUGUUUGUGUGACUACAAUGUCAAUGAAUAAGACGGUAUAUAGUAUAUUCUUCCGUGAUAUUUCUUAUAUAAAAUAUUAUUAAUAUCUUUGUAUAAUUAUUGCAAUAUUUUCAACCGAGUUCAAUUUUUAAUUAUUUAAUGAUAAGUAUAAUUGUUUAUAGUUUGAAUUAUUAAUACUUUUUGUAAAUGUGUAUCUCUGUUUGAUUUCUUUUAUUGCCUUUAUAUUUCGAGUAAAUAAAAUUUAAGACAUAUGGAUAAAUAUAUUUUAAUAAACAUUAAAAAAUAUGCUGCUUAAAGAAAUUGAAUAGUAAUAUAUCUGUUUAUUUUCAAUUUUAAGAAAUAUAUUCAAUAUUAUUAAAUAAAAUCAGAAUAUUCAGAGAGAUAAUACGUACUAUAUUACAUAAACUUAUAUUAAAUGUGAGAUAUAUGUUCUGUUUACUACCCUUCCAUUGUUACUUGACAUAAUAUAAUAUUAUUAUAUAUACCUGGUGCAAUAAACAACAAGAAUCAUGCUCAAAAUUGUCCGAAGCAAAAUUCAGCCUACGCGGCUAUUAGGCAGAGUUUUCCUUCAUAGACUUUGAUCAUUACCGUCACGAAAUAAGGUGUUAAUUUGAAUGAAUGUUUCAAUGUUAUCUGUAUAAGUUAUUGUCAACGCUGCUCGGACAUUUAUGACGACCUUUUACUAGGCGAUUGGGAGUCUAUUUGUUUGCCCAUAGGACAUGGUUAUAUUAGAUAAAUCCCAUUCUGUAAUAGUUAUUUAUGCAACUGUUGUGUAAUAAGGGGUAUUAAAACGCGAAUGUGGAUUUAUCACACGAGGCGAAGCCGAGUGGGAUAAUAGUAUCACAUGAGUGUUUUAAUACCUAAUUAUCAAAAGUUGCAUACAAGACUUUAUCUACACCCAGAAUAUGAAUCCUCUAAAAGAUCCUGAAACAGUUAGCUUACUGCUAACAUUAAAACAUCAGUCCUAGUAGUAACCUAAUAUCAUUCAUUACCGAUUAUAUACAAAUAAACUAAGUAUUAAUGAAACAAUUAUUUAUUUUAGUAGUAAUUUACAUUUUGUAUAGUGCAAUAAUUAAUAUUCACUCGAAUAUAAUCUUCUGGUAGUGUGGAACGCGCUUAAACGAAAAUGUUAUUUUUUUUGUAAUUCAUACAGAUACCACGCAUCAAGCAAUAAGAAUGAGGCUGUCUGUUGAAACUCUUUGCGCAUGAAGGGAUCGAAAAAAACAUAGGAGUGUUGUUAUGGAAUUCAGUACAACAUUACAACACUCGUUUGGAUGAUGUAAUGGUAAUUAGAUCAUUGGGUGUUUUAAUGUUGGCAAUAAGCUAACUGUUUCAAAAUCUUUAAAAGAGGAUUUAAAGCAUGGGUGUAGAUAAAGAUCGUUAUAGCUUCAUUAACUCCUCUAGUGUUUCAAGGAAGCCAGACGGUGGUGAACGGUGAUCACUUACCAUAAGCUGACUCGAAUGUGUCUGUUGUCCUGCUCUUCGUAAAAUUUGUGCCUCUUUCACCAAAGUUCGGAGAUUGUUAACGCUCCUUUGGUCGAGAUUAAAAUUACUUAGACAAAGUUCUUAAGUCUUCUUCUUUAAGCACUUCGAAUUUAAGUUAAUGUUCCGAUACCUAAUAUUACCUUAGAUAAUUUAUACGUCUAGAUAGUCUCUUGAUGUUAGACAACUGAUAGAAACAGUGCAGGUUUUAUACUUUAGUGUGCGUGACAAGCGUCGUCUUACAUUUGCGAUUUGUAUGAAACUAUGUAAGUGUGCGUGUAUUACUCCAAAUAGACGUAAAUCCUAAACUCAUUUGGACGUGUAUCCUGAAACACGUUCCAAGCCACAAGCAUCGCAUUUUAAGGAAUUCGUGUUUAAAGUUUAAUAAAUAUUAGUGUACUCCAUACAUGUGGGUUGGGCUACUAACGGCCGUUCCCAAUAUUCAGUCCAUCUCUUACUUGAGAUAAAAAUAGUCACUUUCGUUGACUUUUCUGUCCCAAUAAACUUAUCGACGGUAACUCACCUUAUCCGUACACGCUGUCUGUCAAUAGGACGACGUAUAGCUUACCAGCGAUCGAAGUUUUUAUGGAGAUUUUAAUUCACGCGUCCCAAUAUAAGGCGAUAAGAAUCACUUAUCGGGUAUAUUAGGACAGCUUCAGAUUAUUGACAGCUAAUUACUGACAGCAGAAGGUAGUAAUUUAUGUCUAUCUGUAGAUAGUAUAUUGGGAACGGCCCUAAGUCAUGAUGUCAUUUAAAGAGUGACAGUACGUCUGCCAUUUUUUGUCAGUCCGUUAAUAUGAAUCACGUGACUAGUUUUGUGGUCCUAACUCAAUUUCGAAAUGAUUGUGGUUUGGAACGUUUUUUUAAAAUUACGUCCAUUUUAUUUCGACGUUUUCACAGCUGUCAUAUCUCUUAUCUAGACGUAUAAAUGAUAUAAGAUUUUAACUCUUAUCGGAGUUUAGAAUUGAACAAAAUAUAACAGUAUUAGAUUUAAAUUAUAAUGAGAAGGAACAUGUUAGUAUGCUGCAAUUGACUGUUGACUCUCAUGCAUAUGAUAAUUUAUGAAAAUGUAUUUUAUUUAUGUUUCUAAGUGUGUUGUUUUAAUAAUUAUAAUUUAUUACUGUUUAAAAUAAAGUUUCAUUUAAUAUCCA
Messenger RNA from Leptidea sinapis, 8561 nucleotides. It is a transcript of the gene hook, whose product is annotated as protein hook. The coding region runs from base 154 to 2262 and encodes 702 amino acids. The record is from RefSeq and is a predicted model, not a curated record. Gene Ontology annotation, molecular function: microtubule binding; dynein light intermediate chain binding. Gene Ontology annotation, cellular component: centrosome; cytoplasm. The transcript is spliced from 14 exons. Lineage: Eukaryota; Metazoa; Arthropoda; Insecta; Lepidoptera; Pieridae. Gene Ontology annotation, biological process: cytoskeleton-dependent intracellular transport; cytoplasmic microtubule organization.